GUGUCCUCGCCUCUUGGGGGAGCUACUGCGCAGGUCUGCGUGGAACCUGGUGGGGUGCGCCUGCGUCUUGGAGAACUAGGGUUGUCGCUCGUGGAGACUUUUGAACAAUUUUUAAAGCCAACAUUUACCACUUAUUGGACGCUUACCGUAUACUGGCCACCAUGCUAAGCAUGCAUUUACUGCAUUCAUUCAACGUGUAUUUAUGGGGGCAUUUACUGUAUAUACCGCUAUAUGCUUCGUAUAUACCGGUCCUGUCCAACAAACGUCGGAGGCACGCAUCCCCAUUGUAUCCAUGGAGAAACUGAGGCUCAGGCUGGAGUGCAAUGGCACGAUAUCAGCUCACUGCAGCCUCCACCUCCUGGGCUCAAGCAGUCCUCCCACCUCAGCCCCCCAGGUAGCUGAGACUACAGGAAUGGAUAAAGCACGGAGAGGAACCAAGAAUGUGCUCAGAAAAAAAUCCUUCCUCACUGAAACCAGGACUAAGGAAAGGAGAUUCCCCUCUAUCAUCCAUGGACUCAGGCUGACGGAGCACACUGCCUCUCUGUGUCUCUCCGUUUCUCUCUCUGGAACGUUGUCAGAUGUCACGGCGGAGGGAAAAGAGACCUGGAAUGACUUGCCGAGCUUUUUAGCCCAUAACCAGGCACUGUGUAAACCGCUUUACCUCAUUCAGUCUUUGCAAUUAUACCACAAGGUCACACUGUUUAGAAGGAGAAAGAAGAGCUCGCUGUGAAAAACGCUCCACAAUGCUGCAGAGCCUUGUGAAGGUGAAAGAGUACUCUCAUCAGCAAACGGCAUUCAUUCCAUGGAAAAUGUCAUUGGGAGGAAAGCAGGGACAAACUACAAGGCAUUCGAAGCUCAACAAAUACUUGUGCUGAUAACUUCUCUUUCUGAAGCCAGCUCCAGGAGAGGUCUGUAAUCAGAAGAGCCCCUGAACCCUGAAGCCUCCUGGGCUGGCCAGCCCAGGCAUCUCCUCUGCUCACUCUGGGAAGGAGGUGGUCUUCUGGCAAAAGAAGAUAUCAAAGUUCUUCCAUCAGAGGAGAUCCUUAUCAGCAAGACAUUCACUCUGAGGUGGUGCUCAUAGCUCUCUUUGUCCAGUGCUUCGGCCUUGGUCCCAGCGCCUUCCCACGGAGCAGCACUCUUCACCCUGCACAGCCUUGUUAGGUGGUGCUCAUAGCUCUCUUUGUCCAGUGCUUCGGCCUUGGUCCCAGCGCCUUCCCACGGAGCAGCACUCUUCACCCUGCACAGCCUUGUUAGGAUGGGUGCCUUGGUCUCCCCCUACCCACCUAACAAAGCUGCUGUGUGGACCCAACGAGCUUGUAGAUGCCAAAGAGCUUUGUGACCAGUGAGACAGGAAGGAUCACUACUAGGGGGAAUCGCCCAGCUUCCAACACCCAAACAGAAGUGAAUUUCUAAUGAGCAAUUGUGCAAGAACCCAGGAAAACACCCCUCCAACCCACGCCAUCCCUUUUCUGCCAAAAGGAGAAGGGGAUGAAUGAAUACAGGACUUACGCGUCUGCUGUGGCCCAGCUGGCUUCCAGAUGGUGACAUGAGCCACCCACAGCCGGAGCUGUUCCUCUUUACCAAAGCUCAGCCCAACAGCAUGGUGGUGGAACACCCCGAGUUCCUCAAGGCAGGGAAGGAGCCUGGCCUGCAGAUCUGGCGUGUGGAGAAGUUCGAUCUGGUGCCCGUGCCCACCAACCUUUAUGGAGACUUCUUCACGGGCGACGCCUAUGUCAUCCUGAAGACAGUGCAGCUGAGGAACGGAAAUCUGCAGUAUGACCUCCACUACUGGCUGGGCAAUGAGUGCAGCCAGGAUGAGAGCGGGGCGGCCGCCAUCUUUACCGUGCAGCUGGAUGACUACCUGAACGGCCGGGCCGUGCAGCACCGUGAGGUCCAGGGCUUCGAGUCGGCCACCUUCCUAGGCUACUUCAAGUCUGGCCUGAAGUACAAGAAAGGAGGUGUGGCAUCAGGAUUCAAGCACGUGGUACCCAACGAGGUGGUGGUGCAGAGACUCUUCCAGGUCAAAGGGCGGCGUGUGGUCCGUGCCACCGAGGUACCUGUGUCCUGGGAGAGCUUCAACAAUGGCGACUGCUUCAUCCUGGACCUGGGCAACAACAUCCACCAGUGGUGUGGUUCCAACAGCAAUCGGUAUGAAAGACUGAAGGCCACACAGGUGUCCAAGGGCAUCCGGGACAACGAGCGGAGUGGCCGGGCCCGAGUGCACGUGUCUGAGGAGGGCGCUGAGCCCGAGGCGAUGCUCCAGGUGCUGGGCCCCAAGCCGGCUCUGCCUGCAGGUACCGAGGACACCGCCAAGGAGGAUGCGGCCAACCGCAAGCUGGCCAAGCUCUACAAGGUCUCCAAUGGUGCAGGGACCAUGUCCGUCUCCCUCGUGGCUGAUGAGAACCCCUUCGCCCAGGGGGCCCUGAAGUCAGAGGACUGCUUCAUCCUGGACCACGGCAAAGAUGGGAAAAUCUUUGUCUGGAAAGGCAAGCAGGCAAACACGGAGGAGAGGAAGGCUGCCCUCAAAACAGCCUCUGACUUCAUCACCAAGAUGGACUACCCCAAGCAGACUCAGGUCUCGGUCCUUCCUGAGGGCGGUGAGACCCCACUGUUCAAGCAGUUCUUCAAGAACUGGCGGGACCCAGACCAGACAGAUGGCCUGGGCUUGUCCUACCUUUCCAGCCAUAUCGCCAACGUGGAGCGGGUGCCCUUCGACGCCGCCACCCUGCACACCUCCACUGCCAUGGCCGCCCAGCACGGCAUGGAUGACGAUGGCACAGGCCAGAAACAGAUCUGGAGAAUCGAAGGUUCCAACAAGGUGCCCGUGGACCCUGCCACAUAUGGACAGUUCUAUGGAGGCGACAGCUACAUCAUUCUGUACAACUACCGCCAUGGUGGCCGCCAGGGGCAGAUAAUCUACAACUGGCAGGGUGCCCAGUCUACCCAGGAUGAGGUCGCUGCAUCUGCCAUCCUGACUGCUCAGCUGGAUGAGGAGCUGGGAGGUACCCCUGUCCAGAGCCGUGUGGUCCAAGGCAAGGAGCCCGCCCACCUCAUGAGCCUGUUUGGUGGGAAGCCCAUGAUCAUCUACAAGGGCGGCACCUCCCGCGAGGGCGGGCAGACAGCCCCUGCCAGCACCCGCCUCUUCCAGGUCCGCGCCAACAGCGCUGGAGCCACCCGGGCUGUCGAGGUAUUGCCUAAGGCUGGUGCACUGAACUCCAACGAUGCCUUUGUUCUGAAAACCCCCUCAGCUGCCUACCUGUGGGUGGGUACAGGAGCCAGCGAGGCAGAGAAGACGGGGGCCCAGGAGCUGCUCAGGGUGCUGCGGGCCCAACCUGUGCAGGUGGCAGAAGGCAGCGAGCCAGAUGGCUUCUGGGAGGCCCUGGGCGGGAAGGCUGCCUACCGCACAUCCCCACGGCUGAAGGACAAGAAGAUGGAUGCCCAUCCUCCUCGCCUCUUUGCCUGCUCCAACAAGAUUGGACGUUUUGUGAUUGAAGAGGUUCCUGGUGAGCUCAUGCAGGAAGACCUGGCAACGGAUGACGUCAUGCUUCUGGACACCUGGGACCAGGUCUUUGUCUGGGUUGGAAAGGAUUCUCAAGAAGAAGAAAAGACAGAAGCCUUGACUUCUGCUAAGCGGUACAUUGAGACGGACCCAGCCAAUCGGGAUCGGCGGACGCCCAUCACCGUGGUGAAGCAAGGCUUUGAGCCUCCCUCCUUCGUGGGCUGGUUCCUUGGCUGGGAUGAUGAUUACUGGUCUGUGGACCCCUUGGACAGGGCCAUGGCUGAGCUGGCUGCCUGAGGAGGGGCAGGGCCCACCCAUGUCACCGGUCAGUGCCUUUUGGAACUGUCCUUCCCUCAAAGAGGCCUUAGAGCGAGCAGAGCAACUCUGCUAUGAGUGUGUGUGUGUGUGUGUGUGUGUUGUUGCUUUUUUUUUUUUUACAGCAUCCAAAAAUAGCCCUGCAAAAAUUCAGAGUCCUUGCAAAAUUGUCUAAAAUGUCUGUGUUCGGGAAAUUAAAUCCAAUAAAAACAUUUUGAAGUGUG
Pan troglodytes (chimpanzee) is the source of this 4038-nucleotide messenger RNA. It is a transcript of the gene GSN, whose product is annotated as gelsolin. The coding region runs from base 1493 to 3796 and encodes 767 amino acids. The transcript has 27 exons. Gene Ontology annotation, molecular function: actin filament binding; phosphatidylinositol-4,5-bisphosphate binding. The record is from RefSeq and is a predicted model, not a curated record. Gene Ontology annotation, cellular component: actin cytoskeleton; cytoplasm. Lineage: Eukaryota; Metazoa; Chordata; Mammalia; Primates; Hominidae. Gene Ontology annotation, biological process: actin polymerization or depolymerization; central nervous system development; actin filament severing.